AAAAUAUGAGCUCUAGAAGAAGCAGAAGAGCUUAGAGCUAAAAGAGCAGAUAAACAGACAACACUCAACACUGCUUUUGGAUGCAUUCAAUAAAGAUCAGGCAUCUUUGCCCCAACCAUUGCCAAACCCUCUAUCUUUAGCACCAUUGCCUGUGCUUGCACCUGAUCCUCGGACCCAGGAAAUGACAAAUGAGAAGCUGAAGAAAGCUGAGGAUCUUGAUAAAACUCAGGUGAGAAAGGGAUGGUAGACAAGGCACAAAAAGCGUUAGAAGAGGCUGAAGCACUCAAGAAGCUCUUUGCUAGACAGGAGCCUGUUCUGAAUUCCUCAAAGUGUACUGCUGCUGAUGUUCACAUUAUGAGUUCUGUUUUUCGUUCUUUCAGUUUCACAGAAGGAAAAUUAUGAUAAAAACUAGAUAAGAAAACUUACUUGGACCUUAUUGGGAAAUUAUGAAUUCAAUUUGCAUAAUUAAUGCAUGAAUAGUCCCCUGUCAUAAUUGAUUUUAGUUAAAUUUUCUUUUAGUCCAUUUAUAUGCUAAUAUUCUAUCUGCUCUAAUCUUUUUGAUCCAAUUUUUUUUCAGACUGAUCAAAAGCUACGUGUUUGUGAUAUUUGUGGAGCAUUUUUGAGUGUUUAUGACAGUGGCCCAUGUUUACCUGAUCAUUUUGGAGGCAAACUUCAUUUAGGCUAUAUGCAAAUCUGUGAUAAAUUAGCAAAACUUCUGGUAAGAUGAUUUACAUGCUUAGUAUAUGCUGACUGUCUAUGGUGGCUCUGCUUUAAGUGCUACAUAGGGCUAGGGAUAGCGCCUGGCAUCCAAGGUGUUGGUUGUAUAAAUUGCUAGAACUGUC
Molecule: messenger RNA, 842 nt
Organism: Rubroshorea leprosula
Lineage: Eukaryota; Viridiplantae; Streptophyta; Magnoliopsida; Malvales; Dipterocarpaceae
Source: the annotation of a GenBank genome assembly